Messenger RNA from Gadus macrocephalus (Pacific cod), 1459 nucleotides. It is a transcript of the gene amt, whose product is annotated as aminomethyltransferase. Bases 159 to 1409 code for a protein of 416 amino acids. The record is from RefSeq and is a predicted model, not a curated record. Gene Ontology annotation, molecular function: protein binding; aminomethyltransferase activity. NCBI's taxonomy places the organism in Eukaryota, Metazoa, Chordata, Actinopteri, Gadiformes, Gadidae. Gene Ontology annotation, cellular component: mitochondrion. The transcript is spliced from 9 exons. Gene Ontology annotation, biological process: glycine catabolic process.
CUCCUCUGCCCACCGUGUUGUUUGAAGCUUUUUAGUUGGAAGCAGAGAUUCUCCACGACAGUACGGAGUCCACUAAAAGAAGUACCCAGCCUCUAAGCACGCCGCGAAGGGUUAGCAGUAAAGACUUUUCGAAGUUGACUGGGGGAAAACGCUGAAAGAUGUGGGCUCGGUUACUGGUUCGGAGCGGGGUGGUGGGGUCGGUGGUGCGGGUUCCGAGCGAGUGUGCGCGGGUCGCUGGAGCUGCAGGGGGGCUGCAGCCCCAUCACAGGCAUGCUUCAACAUCAGAGGCGCCCUUGAAGCAGACGGUGCUGUACGACUUCCACCGGUCCCAGGGAGGUAAGAUGGUGGGCUUCGCCGGCUGGAGCAUGCCUGUUCAGUACAAGGACAGCCACAUCGCCUCCCACAUGCACACCAGGGAGCACUGCUCCAUCUUCGACGUCAGCCACAUGCUGCAGACCAAAGUGCACGGCAAAGACAGAAUCAAGUUUAUGGAGUCGAUGGUGGUUGCAGAUAUUGCAGAACUGCAGGACAACCAGGGUACAUUGACCCUCUUCACCAAUGAGAAGGGAGGGAUCAUAGACGACCUCAUCGUCACCAAGACGGACCAGAACUACCUCUAUGUUGUGUCUAACGCUGGCUGCGCUGACAAGGACUCUGCGCUCAUGAAGUCCAGACUGGCUGAGUUCAAAGCAGCAGGUGCUGAUGUGGAUCUGGAGUUCCUUGACCAGGCUCUGAUUGCCGUGCAAGGCCCCUCCAUGGCUCGGGUGUUGCAGUCGGGGAUGAAAGAGGACCUCAGUAAGCUGACCUUCAUGACCUCGGCCCUGGCCACGGUGUUUGGCGUUCCGGACUGCAGGGUGACGCGCUGCGGGUACACGGGGGAGGACGGCGUAGAGAUCUCAGUUCCUCUGUCUCGUGUGGUGGAGCUUACGGAGAAGCUCUUAGCCAACAGUGAAGUCAGGUUAGCGGGCCUGGGCGCCAGGGACAGUCUGAGGCUGGAGGCGGGGCUAUGUCUCUAUGGCAACGACAUUGACGACACGACCACCCCUGUGGAGGCCACCUUAGUCUGGACGAUAGGCAAGCGCCGUCGCCAGGCCCGGGACUUCCCCGGCGCCGACGUCAUCGUCCCCCAGAUCAAGGCCAAGACGGCGAGGAAGAGGGUGGGGCUGGUGUCCACCGGGCCGCCGGUCAGGCCGCACACCCCCAUUCUGGGGCCCGAUGGGAUGGUCAUAGGUGAGGUGACCAGUGGCUGCCCCUCCCCCUGCAUGAAGAAGAACGUCGCCAUGGGCUACGUGGAGGCGGCGUUCGCCAAGAACGGCACCGCGGUGCAGGUGGAGGUGAGGAAGAAGGCGGUGCCCGCUGUCAUCAGCAAGAUGCCCUUCGUCCCCACCAACUACUACUCUGGAAACUAAAGCAAACGCAUACAAACUCUUAUAUGUAUAAAUACAAACACACACACACA